GGCAAGCCACGCAACUAUGGCCCAACAGAGGAAGAGCUUGAGAUGCUUGCAUGGAAAGCAGAACAAGAAAGAAAACAAAAGGAAGAAGAAGACUUGGAAAGAAGGAAAGAAGCAGAAAGAAUAGCCCAUGAAACACACAUGCAAAAAAUGGAGGAAUGGGUUCGUCUCAUGGAUGCUAUGAAACAAGAAGAAGAGGAGAUGCUGGCAAUACAGUCACUACCAUUGCGUCAUUACCUUAUGAAAUACGUAUUUCCUACACUAACAAAGGGUCUAAUGCAGGUUGCUCAAAUACGUCCUAGUGACCCCAUAGAUUAUCUGGCUGAAUAUUUAUUCAGAGAAAAUCCAGAAGGCAAAAUGUUGGAGCCACACUAUCAUCCAGCUGCUGAGGAACUCUUUUCAUCCAUUAAGAAAUUUCAGAGUAUUGCAAGAAAAAGUGGGGAAGGAGGCCAGUCCACUGAUACUGAGUCGUAG
Messenger RNA from Schistocerca cancellata (South American locust), 471 nucleotides. Its product is annotated as adenylate kinase 7-like. The coding region runs from base 43 to 471 and encodes 142 amino acids. The record is from RefSeq and is a predicted model, not a curated record. Lineage: Eukaryota; Metazoa; Arthropoda; Insecta; Orthoptera; Acrididae. The transcript has 4 exons.